Molecule: messenger RNA, 2454 nt
Organism: Frieseomelitta varia
Lineage: Eukaryota; Metazoa; Arthropoda; Insecta; Hymenoptera; Apidae
Product: cytochrome P450 9e2-like
Exons: 1
Coding region: 121-1674 (517 amino acids)
Molecular function (GO): iron ion binding; oxidoreductase activity, acting on paired donors, with incorporation or reduction of molecular oxygen; heme binding
Source: RefSeq, a predicted model, not a curated record
UCGAGACGUACCUGCACGUUGGAAAACAUAGUUCCCCCAGAACUGUUUUUGUGAGCAGUCAGACUGAACGUCGCCACGUCAUCACAGUCGCUCGCCGGUACGCUUCGCGGAUACAUCACGAUGGAUUACCUAUCGGUCGCUUUAUCGCUGGUGGCGGUGUUCGUUGCCCUCUAUUACUUCAUCGCGAGUAGUCAGAAUUUGUUCAAGAAGCAUGGAAUCGUGCACGUUCCGCCGACGCCGCUGCUUGGAAACAUGGGAUCGUUCAUCAAACGACAGAUCACCAUGGCGGAUUUGAUAAUCAACGCUUAUCAACUGGAUCCAAAAGCGAAAUACGUCGGUUUCUACGAAUUUCUCACGCCGAUAAUAGUGCUGCGCGAUCUCGAUCUGAUCAAAGUCAUUGCCAUGAAGCACGUCGAACAUUUCCCGGACCAUCGUCCGAUGGUGAACAGAAAAGUGGAUAGCAUGCUAGGUGGAUCGCUGUUCAUAAUGAACAGUGACGAGUGGAAGUAUCACAGGAACAUACUGUCGCCGACGUUUACCUCCAGCAAGAUAAAAACCAUGUUCAAGCUGAUGUCGGAAUGCGCGAUCAGAUUCGCCGAGCAUUUGUCGAAUCUGCCGGAGGAUAAGCGCGAAAUGGAGAUGAAAGAUCUGUUGACGAGAUACACGAACGACGUGAUCGCCAGCUGCGUCUACAACGCGUCCGUAGACUCUAUCAAGGAACCGAACAACAUGUUCUACGUGUACGGUAAAAUUGGCACGUCGAUGGCAACGUUCAAGAAAUCCGCGAUGGCUCUGGUACACAGGAACGCUUCACGGUUGGCGGAGCUGCUGCAACUCAACAUCCUGGACAGCCACGUUGCCAAAUUUUUCCACGACCAAGUGGCAGAGCAGGUGGAGACCAGGCAACGGACCGGCGCUCGCAGGCCGGACUUUCUGCAGCUGCUCAUAGACAGUAACGAGAAAAAAGAGCCGGGGAAAGAGCUGACCGUGAAACAGAUGGCGAAUCACGCGUUCAGCUUCUUCUUCGGCGGUUUCGACAGCGUCUCGGCGCAAACCUGCAUAGCGGCGCAUCUGCUGGCCGAGAAUCCGGACGUUCAGGAAAGAUUGCAGCGGGAGAUCGACGAGACGUUGGAGAGCAACAACGGAGAGCUGACGUACGACGUGUUGCACGAGAUGAAGUACCUGGACGCGGUGAUCAGCGAAGUCUUACGACUUUUCCCGAUCGCCACGUUUACGGACAGGAUGUGCGUCAAAGAUUUCGAACUGCCGCCGGCGCGACCCGGCGACAAACCGUUCACCGUCAACGCAGGGAUGAACGUCUGGAUUCCCGUGAUUGGGAUCCACCGGGACCCCCAGUACUACGAGAACCCCUUGAAAUUCGACCCGGACAGAUUUUACGAAAACCACAAAACGGUCAUCAGUUCGGGCGCGUACAUGCCGUUCGGCCUUGGGCCGAGGAUGUGCAUCGGCAACCGAUUCGCUCUGACGGAGAUGAAGGUGCUGCUCUGUCACGUUCUCGCCAAGUGCAGCAUCAAGAUCACGCCGAGAACCAUCACCCCGUUUCAGCUCGAGGAAGGCGUGAUAAACACCACCGGAAAAAACGGAUUCUGGCUGGCCAUCGAGCCAAGGAAAAGUCUCUCCGAUGUUUCCGCCAGCCCUGUUCCCUGCAAUUGAACGUAAAAUGAAAGGAUUACAUGUAUUAUCUAUAUGAAUGUUGGAUGUUUGAUCGCAUGUACGACUUCAACAUGGGCAAAUAAAGAAUGUUGUUCCUCGCAUUGUUAGCUGUAACGCUCUUGAUAAAAAUGCGUAACUGAAAGGCGCAUUUACUGGCGUCGAACAGCUCUCUUCCGUGUCUUGCAAUCCACUGAAAAUGGGAAAAUUGUCGAUACGAUACGAGCGGAUACUUUAAUGGAAUGACAACAGAACGAUCGUUUGAAUCGAGCUCGGCUCUAUUUGUAAAAUUCGGCUCUCGACUUACCGUUAGUACAAAAAAAAUAAUGAGCAAUCGCGUCUGAUUUCUAUGGGCGAUUGUUGCUUUUGUUCCGCGUGCAACACCUCGAAUUGCUGCGACAUUAUGUAGAUAAACAAUCCGGUAUCUCUGAAGGUUAGAUAUAACGAAAAUCUUACAGAUCUUUCGCUCACAAACUAAAGUAUCUAUAUACAAACGGAGCGUGUUAAUCUACGUGUUGUAACGGUGAUAACAUUUUUGCUAUAGUUUUAUCGUAAUACAUAGCGUGUAUCGUGGCCGCUUCGACUAAUUUUAUUCCGCCGUGUACGAUUUAAAUUAAAAUUCGAAAAGAUUUAAUUCGAUUUAGCACCGUGUAUGUAUUUUGUCGAUACAAUUUUGUAUCGUUGUUUGCGACGUUAACAAACGAACAUUGUUAAUCGUAACAUUUUCGUGUUUUUUUUUCUUUUUACAAACUGUUUGUUAAAUAAACGAAAGAUUUAACGGAA